This is a messenger RNA of Penicillium longicatenatum, 768 nucleotides long. Lineage: Eukaryota; Fungi; Ascomycota; Eurotiomycetes; Eurotiales; Aspergillaceae. The record is from RefSeq and is a predicted model, not a curated record.
AUGGUCGCAACGGGCCAUGGGCGAUACCUUCCUUAUAAGCUUCCGGGUCGGGGUGCAGCAUCGGGAAUCGGUCGAGCAGUUGCUAUUCGCCUUGCUGAGUUGGGCGCCGCUUGGCUUGCACUAAGUGAUUUGAAUCUUAAGGGCCUUGAAGAGACAAAGAGCAAAUGUGUCACAUACAACACAAAAGUGGUCCUAACACGGGUCGACGCUAGUAAAAAUGACCAGAUCGAAGACUGGAUUGCAGCAACAGUUCGCGACUUCGGCGUUUGGAUGGCGCCGCUAACGUUGCUGGCAUCGCAGAGGGUGACGGCAAAACAACCUAAAACAGAAGAUUGGGACAAAAUGCUCGACGUGAAUAUCAGGGGAGUCAUGUUCUGUAUGCGAGCUCAGCUUCCCCAUCUGCCCCGUCCCGGCGGUGCGAUUGUCAAUGUUUCGAGCACCUCUGGCCUCCGCGGUCUCCCACAUAAUGCUGCAUACGCGACCAGCAAAUUUGGCGUGAUAGGGCUGACAGAGUCUGCCGCUGGAGAGUUUGGUCAAUAUGGUACUCGCGUGAAUGCGUUGCUCCCUGGUCCAAUAGACAUUCCCAUAUUCCGCGACGGUGAAGCCAAGGGUCUUUUCAGUUCAGAAAUGACUAGCCAAGCCACAUGCCUGGGUCGUAUGGGAAAUCCGGAUGAAAUUGCUAAGGUGCUUUGUUUCCUUCUCACCGAUGAUGCUUCUUAUGUAACUGGAGCACACUGGACUGUUGAUGGAGGAUACAGUGCAUGCUAA